AUGGCCUCAACAGCAGGCACGGACGAGCCCAGCACCAUCGUCAAUGGAGACGUCCCGCGCACAUCCUCCGUCUCGGCAGCUGCCGCAGCAGCGGCAGCAGCGAGCUCGAACCCCGAAUUCGACGUGGCCAAGCUGCAGGGGCUUCCAACUGAGCAACAGGAGCUGCUUCUCCUGAACUUUGUCUCCGCCUUGGGCAAACAUGUCCUCGCACUCCCGCCCGACGAUUGCACCGCGCAGCAGUUCUACCUCAAAAAGGAGGUCUUUAAGAUCCUCAACCUCGCGACCCCGCCGCCCACGAGGGUCGUGCGCAACACGCUCGGGAAAUGUCUGGCACAUAUAUUUGGCAAAGGGGAUCGGAAGUUGCUGUUUGAAACAGUCAACGAGCUGUCCGGAAUCAUAUCUGGUGGGAAGUCGAAGACCGAAGCUGAGAUACGGACGAAGCAUGCCGCUGUUACAUGUCUGGGCGAGGUCUAUGCGGCCGCGGGGGACAGCGCGAUUAAUUUGCACCAGCUCGCCUGUACGGCCCUAUUGAAGCUACUCAAGUCCUCUUCGAGCAAUGCCGGGCUUCGGGCAGCGGUGUUCACGGCGUUUGGGAGGAUCGCAACAAUGCUUGGGGGCAGUCUGGAUGAGAGCCUCGCAAGGGAUAUUUGGAAACAGGGCCGGAAUUAUGCCACCAGCGACAAAGGGUCGCUCGUCAUCAUCUCGGCGUGUCGUUGUCUGCGGGCGCUGUUGCAGUUUACGCCUUAUUUUCAGACCUCGAGUGAUUUUGACAGCCUCCGGUCGUCUAUGUUCAAGACGUUCGAUUCGUCUUCGCCCAAUGUACGUUCUGCGGCCGCCGACUGUCUUUCAGAAGCCCUGGUUCGCGGCUACUCCGAGUCCGCUAUUGGCGAGGCGCCGCUGGUGCUCGUGAAACGAACAAAAUCCAAGGCUAUCAAACGUCAGUCCACACAAGUUGGCGCGCUCCAAGACGAGGAUGACCUCCCUGCGCGCCCGGAAAGCCCGGCCCCUGGCAAGAAAUCCCAGGAUCUCGCCCUUUCGCUAGUUGAUAUGCUCAAAAUGCUGUCUACGCAAUACGUCCGCAUGUCAACCUCGAAUAAAUCAAGGGCAGCGCUCGCUGUUUGCUACGGGAGCUUGUUUAAGAAACUGGGAGAGAAGACGAUCGAGAACAACUACACCCAGAUUGUGGAGCACCUGACGGUCGAGAUUCUUGGCCACAACAACGUCAACAACAACCGAUACCGUUUGUUGAUAUCACGACGCAUGGUAGAGAUCACCGUGCAGGACAUUAUUGGGAAGAAAAUCCUUGGCGAAUCGGGCCAGACUAGCGCCGCCAAAGCGCUGCUCAACGAUGUCAUCAAGAACUACCCGCAAGCGCUGAAAGAAAAGCCCGAGCCGACGAAACAAACGCUUACCGUGGCGCUGGGCGCUCUGGCAUCGCUCGUGAACAGCUUGGGGUCGGCGGCGAACAGCUUUUCAGAAGCGUGCCGCGAUGGUCUGAUUCAGGUUCUACAACAUCCCAGCUACACCGUCCAAGUGUACGCUUCGUCGUGUCUUAAGACCUUCCUGCUAGCCUGCCCUCAACAGCUAUUACCGUGUCUCUCGGUGUGUAUGAACAGCCUGAGCCGGGAGCUCGGACUGUUGGGGACUGGGCGAGGCUCUCCCCGUCGGUGUCUCGGCUUUGCACACGGCCUUGCUGCCGGGCUCAGCGCGAGCCCGCAGCGGCCGCUGUAUGGAUCAGUUGACAUUAACAGCCGCGUACUCACCAUGUCUACGAACCUCCUCAAGUCCAGCGGGAGCUCUGAGUUGCGUGUGGCGAGUACUCAGAUUCAGGUCGCCUGGACCUUGAUCGGGGGGCUCAUGUCACUAGGCCCCAACUUUGUCAAGAUCCAUCUUUCUCAGCUCCUUCUUUUGUGGAAGAACGCCUUGCCCAAGGUCUUGUCCAAGGACAGCUCGAUCCACAGAAACUACCUCAACGCAUCUUUCUUGACGCAUGUCCGAGAGUGUGCGCUCGGCUCGAUCCUUGCGUUCCUCGAGUUUAAUAGCCGUCUCCUGACAGUUGACGUCUCGAAACGAAUCGCCACCAUGUUGCAGAGUACCACGACUUUCCUCAAGACGCUCCCUUCCAAGAAGACGGCCGAAGACAUCAGCGAACGGCUCACGCCAUCGCUCCAACUGCAGGACCUGGAGACUAUGGUACAGCGGAGGGUUCUCCAGUGCUAUACCAAGCUGGUGAACAUUAGCCCAGCCGGCGGUACCGAGGCGCUGCUUCAGUCUAACCUCUUGAUUCUGGCCAUCUCUCUCUUCGCGGACCCGGACAAUUACACACCCACUUCACUUAGUGCAUCAAUCGCCAACACGGCCUCAACAUUUGAGUCGGUCUGGGAUAUUGGCGACAAUUCCGGGUUUGGUGUAAACGGUCUUGUCCGUGGCUUCAACGUUAGACCUUUACCAGGACAACAUGAGAGCUCGGUAGAGCGCACUCCGUCUGGCAGAGAAGGGCUGGAGGAAGAGAUCGAAAAGCUCCUACUCUCACCCAUCUGCGGCACGCUGGAGCACGACGCUUCGAUCCUUUACAUUGGGAGUGCGGAUGGGCCGAGUCUUCCUGAUCCCGCGGCGACCGAAGUGGUCAACAUGGCCAUUCAGCUCUUUGCUUUUGUGUUCCCUCUCACGCCCGCCAAGGUCCAAGAAAGUGUGCUCGAGCAAGUCACAACAUUUGUUGCUGCCGGCUCCGUACAGCGAGACCCGGGCCGGAAAGCCGCUGUUAAUGUCAAUGUGGCUACUGCUCUGCUCUCGAUCUUGCGGGUAGCUGUCAAGGAGACCAAGGCACCCGCGGGAGAUGUGACCAACGAGGCCGUGGAGAAGCUUAUCCAAGAGCUGCUUCGCGAUUUUGUCUUGGACCGCGACCAAUACGUUCGGAGCAUCGCCUACGAAGCGGUGGCUCGGCUAUGUGGCACCUGUGGGAACGCUUUUACCAACCAGGAGAUUAAGCAUCUCGUCGACACCAUCGUUGUCAACCGGGAACCGAGCGCACGAGCAGGCUGCGCGAUGGCCCUCGGGACCAUCCAGGCUAAGAUCGGCAGUAUGGCAGCCGGGUACCACCUCAAGACGAUCUUAAACAUUCUUCUGUCCCUGUGCAAUGACCCGCACCCGACCGUUCACUACUGGGCCCUGGAGGCGGUCGCCCGAGUUGCGGAUGCCUCCGGGCUGGGGUUUGCCAACUACGUCUCUGCUACCUUGGGCAUGCUGGCCAACCUCUACUUUUCGGAAACCCACAGCCCCGAGGUCGCACUGCCAGCGUCGAUGAACCUCGAGGUGGAAUCGUCCACGUCCGCAGCCAUCGCGCAUUGCGUGGACUCACUCAUUAAUGUGCUUGGUCCCGACUUGCAGGACUCGACCAAGUCCCGGGAGUUAAUCCUCACCCUUGUCGGCUUCUUCCAACAGGAAGAGGACCUCGAGGUGCAACGAGCCAGCCUAGUAUGCCUCGAGCACCUCUCCCUCUAUGCGCCGGGUAACAUGAAUUUUGGCGAGUAUGUCCGGACGCUGCAGGGCUAUCUUGCGUCCGAAUCGACUGUUCUUCGAGACGUGGUCGUGGACGGGCUGCACAACCUGAUGAAGCGGAACCCGUACGACGUGAUCGAGGCCGCGGACACGGGGUUCGAGGACCAGCUGUGGUUGGUGCUGGAUGCCGACCCGAGCCACGACGGCAUGCACAACACGCUGCGCAACUGGAUGCGACAUACGUGUCUGGCUAACACGGCCGCGUGGUUGGCGCGGUUCCAGCACGUGCUCAAGAUGACUCGGCCCAAGGAAGCAGUGCGACAGACGGCGAGUACGAAGAAAUCUGGAGCGGGACUGGAUUUGCAGGACGAGGAGGUUGCUGGGUUUGCAUCGGCUGAGGGGGCGACCAAGGAUGAUAAGGAUGUGCUGACGGGCUCGGAUGUUGAGCCGUUGCGGUGGCAGGUCACAACGUUUGCGAUGGAUUGUCUCAAUGACAUUUUUAUUCUCGUAGCCAAGGAUAUCGCCACGAAUGGGGAGUCGGCGGCUCAGGUUGCGCUCCAGGCCAAGAUUGCUGAUGUCGUGCGCAUGGCCUUCUCGGCGUCCACGUCUGGUGUUGUCGAGCAAAGGAUCUGGGGUCUCAAGAUCAUCGGCGCAGUGUUGAAAAUGUUUGGCAAGUCGCCGGACCCAGACUUUGAAGAGGCCAUGCUGCUGGAGCAGUACCAGGCCCAGAUCAGCUCGGCACUCACCCCGGCGUUCGCGGCCGACUCGUCCCCGGAGCUGGCCGCCGAGGCAGUUAAUGUCUGCGCGGGCUUCAUCGCAACGGGCAUCGUCACGGACGUCGACCGUAUGGGCCGGAUCCUCAAGACGCUGGUCAGCUCGCUGGAGAACUUCCAGACGGAGGAUGAGAACGCCGGGAUUGGCGACCUCAAGGGCCUCAGCUCGAACGCGCGCGUCAUGGUCAAGAUGGCCGUGUUUGGCGCGUGGGCGGAGCUGCAGGUGGCCAGUUCGGAACAAAAGUACCUGCUCGAGGUGCUCAAGCCGCAUAUUGGCACGCUAACGCCGCUGUGGCUCGAGUCGCUGCGUGAGUUUGCCAGGCUGCGCUUCGAGCCGGACAUCUCCAUGACUCUGGGCCCCCCUUCGUUGUCGGGCAGCCUGGAUACCGUGUACGCCGCGCUGAACCGGGAGACGCAGCUCAAGUUCUACCAGGAUUCGUGGCUGAAGUUGGUCGAUGCGAUUGCUAGCUUGAUCGGGCAGGACAGCGAGUUUGUGUUUGAUGCGCUCGAUGGGAAGGAGGUCACUGGGCCGAUUCGUACUAACGUCAACGGCACGGAUGCUUCUGCUUCUACUGCUGUUACCAAGGGCCUGGAUAUCAACUACCGCGACGAACCCGUGGCCUUCUUCUUUGUGCUGUUUGGCAUAGCGUUUGAGGCGCUGGCGACUAAGCCUGGGCAAAGUGAGUCCCUGGCCACACAGGAGCAGACGCUGGCGAUCCUGAGCGCCCUCAAAAAGAUACUCCACCCGAGCGUGUCCGGCCAGGCGAUCUACCGCGAGGCCAUCUUCUCCGAGACGAUGGACCUGCUCGACCGGCUGGUCCUUACCGAGGGGCUUGACGUCCAGGGGGUCAUUGUAGAGAUCGCCCGGGGCUUGUGCCUUGCCCACCCAGCCGCCCGCAAACAAGAUGAUGCCGACAACGGGGAGUUGUCGGAGGACAUUGAACAGCUGUUCGAGCUAACCCGCAUCAUUGUCCUAGUACUCUCGGGCCUCCUCCCAGGCCUGAGUGACAGCCCGCAGCAGCCGAUGCGUCAUCAGAUGACGGAGGAAGCGAUUCUGCUGAUCAAGACAGCGCUCAACGCGCUGGUGGAUGCCGCUGAGGUGUUCCCGGCGAUCAUCAAGACCGAUCUGUACGCGUGUAUCAUCCACAUCUUCGCCACAAUCCUGGCCACACCGGCGUGUCAGGACGUGAUAGUGCCGCAGUCGCUACCGACACUCAAGCGGUUCAUCAAGAGCGUGUCCCAGUCACGGCAUCUGUCGGCUUCUGAAGAUGGAAGCGCGGCGUCCCAGACGGAGAUUCAGCUCCUCGGGUGUCUGCGCCGGUUCCUGUCGAUUUAUGUCCAUGCGCAAAAGCGUGAAGCGCCGACGUCCCUGACGUGUGUCAAGAACUGUUUGUUGGCACUCACGGUGCUGUUCACGGCGGGUGAGAACCACCUGCCGGCAAGCGAGCCGUUGGUGGAGAGGUUUUUGGACGAAGUGCUGGAUUGUUUGACGGAUCGAAUGACCGCCAAAAUGGCCGCCUCCUGCCUACGCACUCUCCUCAUCGCACCCUCAACCUCCUCCUCCUCUUCCCCCACCGCCGCCGACAAUUCCCUCGCCCGCCACCUCCUCCCCCGUCUCCUCGCCUUCCUCACCAACACCGACCCAGAAGACCCCGAAUUCGCCCGCGCCCUCGUCGCACACGCCCUCUGCGCCUACGUCGCUACCCUAUCGCAGACGCCCCGGGCCUCGGUCGCCAUUGCCCUGGUCCUGCCAGCGUUGCUGUCCCGUGCGCUGAGCGAAGGGGAAGGGGUGUAUGCGGAGACCAGUGUGCGGUUGUUGGAGCUGGCGUCGGCGGAUCAGGGGGCGUUUAGGGGGGUUGUGGGGGGGUUGGGGGAUGGGCAGAGGGGGUUUUUGGAGGAGGUUAUUCGGAGUGGGAGGGCGGCAGGGGGGAUUCAGGGUGCGGGAGCUGGGGAUGAGGAUGAGGGGAGUAAGGAGCCGAGUAUUGCGUUGAAGAUGAAUUUUGGGGGGUAG
Messenger RNA from Dichotomopilus funicola, 6282 nucleotides. RefSeq lists its product as uncharacterized. Gene Ontology annotation, biological process: retrograde transport, endosome to Golgi; intracellular protein localization; endocytosis. The transcript has 2 exons. Lineage: Eukaryota; Fungi; Ascomycota; Sordariomycetes; Sordariales; Chaetomiaceae. Gene Ontology annotation, cellular component: Golgi apparatus; endocytic vesicle; membrane. The record is from RefSeq and is a predicted model, not a curated record. Gene Ontology annotation, molecular function: protein binding. The coding region runs from base 1 to 6282 and encodes 2093 amino acids.